AUGCCUCGUGAAAAGCAAAAAAGAGGUCGCCGCGCGGAAGCCAAGACCCAAAAAGAUGAGGUCAAGCGUAAGCGCGACGAGGCACCCGAAGACCCCGUCGCAAAACGCAUGAAGCCGACCGACGAGACCGAUGAGACCGACGACAACCCUCUCGAAGAGAACACAGACUACAUUCCUCUCGAGUCAGACGAGCAACAAGUGCAGCAAGAAGAUGGCGAAAACAUGGGAUCUGGCGACAUGCCAUUCUACGGUCUGCUCGACACCGACGAGGCUGAGUACUUCUCGCGCGCCAGCGAGAUGCUCGAGGCGAACCAAUUCCAGGAUGCCGAGGAACGAGGCCUGUUCGUGGAAAGUGUAUACCAGGAGGCCAAUGGCAAGGAGUUGAAAAUUGCCUGUAGUCAGGGCUGCUCGAGACUCAUGGAAAAAUUGAUCUCCAUGUCAGAUGUCCGGCAGAUUCGUCGGAUCUUCAGCAAGUUCAUUGGCCACUUCCUCCACCUUGUGCAGCAUCGGUUCGCCAGUCAUUGCUGUGAGACACUUUUUAUCCACGCUGCGCCGGCAGUUAUGCAGAAAACGCCAAAAUCCCAUGCCAAGAAAUCAACCGAGGACGGCGAGGAAACCGAGUCGGAUCUGUCGCUUGCGGACAUGUUUAUGACCGUGAUCAAUGAAUUGGAAGGAAACUGGGGUUAUCUCCUGACGGAGCGGUUCGCAUCGCACACGAUCCGAGUACUGCUGCUGGUUCUUGCGGGAGAGCCGGUGGAUGUGACAUCGACCGACUCGAUCGUCGCAAGCCGCAAGAAAGAGAGACUAGGUUUGCCGGCCGCCGGCGCACAGGAAGAAAAGACAUCCACCGGGAAGCGGAACGUUCCUGAGUCUUUCCAGCCCGCGCUUAAGAAGAUGAUGAGUGAUAUGGUCUCGGGACUUGAUGAUACCUACCUGCGUGCCCUGGCUACCCAGCCUGUUGGAAACCCCGUCCUUCAGGUGAUGCUGUUCCUGGAGCUCUCUCACUUCGGAAAGUCUAGCGCGAAAGACCCCAAAUCGAUUCUGCGAAGACUUGUCCCUGACGAGUCUUUCGAGGAGGGCACAGAAAGUGCCACCUUUAUUCGCGGCUUGCUCUAUGACCCUGUUGGCUCGCGCCUAGUGGAGACUAUGGUGAAGUACAUGCCAGGAAAGGUGUUCAAAAACCUCUACAAGAACAACAUCCGCGAUCGCAUUGGGUCUCUUUCUCGAAACAGCACGGCUGGCUACGUGGUCCUUCGAACCUUGGAGAGACUUGGAAAGGAUGAUUUGCAGAAUGCGAUGGAUCUGAUCAUCCCCGAGAUCCCCGGUCUGAUCGAAAGGGCGAGACUCAUCGUUCCUCGUACACUGAUUGAUCGCUGCGUUGUUCGAAACCUCGACACAAAACCCUUCGCCGAGGCACUUGCGGCUGCUUACGACAAGGACCCGAAAAUUCGGCUUCGGCAGAUGCUCCGCCAAGGCGAACCCACAGAAAACACUGUACAGGAGUCUGACCAUGAAAUGGAGGAUGCAGACGACGAGGGUCACAAGGAGCGCAGACCUGCUGGAGGCUCUUCUGUUGCUGCCGCAGAAAAGCUGCAUGGCUCUUUACUGGCACAGGCCAUGCUCACAGUUCGUGGGCCAUUGAGUGACCUUGUAUAUUCUAGCCUUCUCGCGCAAGACCCCGACACAAUACUGCAACUCGCCCGAGAGCCUACUGCAUCCCGCGUCCUUCAGCAGGCUCUGACCCUCCCGACUUCCACCACUCAGUUCCGCCGACAGUUUGUCUCCCGCUUCCAAGGCCAUCUGGUUGAUCUGGCUCUACACACCAGCGGCUCCCACGUUGUCGAUUCUCUCUGGGAAGCAACCAAGGACAUCUACUUCGUCAAGGAGCGCAUGGCUCAGGAGCUCGCACAGAGCGAGAUGACCUUGCGUGACUCUUUCUUAGGCCGCGCAGUGUGGAGGAACUGGUCCAUGGAUCUUUACAAACGCCGCCGGGGCGAGUGGGCCGCGCGUGCCAAGGGAAUUGACACACAACCGGACGACGAAGGCGCAGCACCGCGACCUAAAUCGAAGAUUCAGCUGGCGGCCGAACGAUUUGCCGCUAAGCAGGCGGAGGCCGAAAGCAAGAAGGCCGCCGCGGAGUCGUGA
Molecule: messenger RNA, 2145 nt
Organism: Penicillium cinerascens
Lineage: Eukaryota; Fungi; Ascomycota; Eurotiomycetes; Eurotiales; Aspergillaceae
Gene: nop9
Product: RNA-binding RNA processing protein NOP9
Exons: 1
Coding region: 1-2145 (714 amino acids)
Biological process (GO): endonucleolytic cleavage in 5'-ETS of tricistronic rRNA transcript (SSU-rRNA, 5.8S rRNA, LSU-rRNA); endonucleolytic cleavage in ITS1 to separate SSU-rRNA from 5.8S rRNA and LSU-rRNA from tricistronic rRNA transcript (SSU-rRNA, 5.8S rRNA, LSU-rRNA); ribosomal small subunit export from nucleus
Cellular component (GO): preribosome, small subunit precursor; 90S preribosome; nucleolus
Molecular function (GO): RNA binding
Source: RefSeq, a predicted model, not a curated record